GUGGAGAGGAACAGAGGCACCCAGAGAGAAGUGUGAUGCCUGGGGAAGAUAGGAGGCUGGAGCACUUCCCCCAACCAGCUCUCCCAGCCCAGAGCGGCGGCUCCCCACCGAGCUGGCCCGGAGGUGAGAGCACGGGCUUGGACGAGACAGGCCCGCAGUUGGGGCACUCACUUGUUUCAGCGGCUUCGUUCUCUCUACACCCACACCCCCAUCCGAGUGGAACACUGGUGUCCGCAUCCGAAUGGAAGAGGAACGGGGCUCAAAAGGGUCAGUAAAUACAUUUUUAAAAAAGAAAGGAGUCCACAACGCCGAGCGAGCGUAGACUGGGCCGGGCGCGCAGGCCUUGUACGUAUUCGCGUGUGUUUUUCCGCGUGGGGCUCGGUCCCAGUGUGUCGGCGCGCAUUCGGGCACAGAUACCCAGGGGGCAUUUGGUUUUCUGCACGUGGCUGCGGGUGGGGAGCACGCAGCGGGGAGAAAGAUUUGUGGGAUCCCCUGCGCUAGUGGCUCGGGAAUCCGAAGCACCCCGGUUCACGAGAGGACUUGACUCAGAGGUGGCUGGGCGGCUCCACGUGGGGCUCCAGAGCUGCGCGAGCCUGGAGCUUUUGUUAAGGCUCAUUGGCCGAAAGGGACGCUCCGCGGUCGGCUCGGCUAGCCCGGGGCCCGGGAAAGGGAAGAAGCUGCAGAUCUGUACAAGAGAAGCGGCCGCAGGCUUGAGCUGUAGCGCUCGGAGCGCGCGAGAGGCGAGCGCCCCUGCCCGGCGCCUCGGAAGCCGGGCAAGCUGCCUGGCUCCCGCCCUCGCUCCCUCCCCCUUCCUCCCUGGCCCAGCCUCCUCCCCGGAUCCCAAGGCUUGGAUGGCUGAGGCCUUUCAGACGUGGGCUGAGCUGAGGAGCCGGGGCGAGCUCUCAGGCUGCUGCGAACUCUCUUCUGGAUCAGCCACCUAGAGGCGACUUUGGUGAGCGCGCGGCGCCCUGGUGGCUCCCCGCCCUCCCCUCUGAUCAUGUUGACAUAAACGCAGGACAGGCCGUAGUACCGCGCGGCGCAGCGACGUUCCAGUUUCCGACACCUUCUUUUUAUAACUCGGCUCUAUUCCCCCAGCACUCGACCUGUGAAAACCACGCCUAUGCAGCCACACAAUUGGUCCGAAAGCGUCAAAGAGCCAAUCAACAAGCCUCGGGCUCCCGCAGCCCACAGCGCAGCCCGACCGUCCAGAGCCGCCGAGCAGACGCCCGGGGAAUUCUAGAGGCGGAGGAGGGUGGCGAGGUGCUCGCUCUCUCUUUCUCUCUCUCCCUCCCUUUACUCGCCUACUCCAGCUCCCAACCGCUCCUCUCUCUUUUCCUUCUUUCCUAUUUUUUUUUUUUUUGCACCCGUCUUCUUGAUCGUCCCUCGCCCUGCGUGCCGGGACGCUGAUUUUUUUUUUAAUUUAUUAUUUUUAGGAAGGCGAUUUCGCUCACGUUUUUUUAGCACAAGGAAGACAGCCGGGUCCCCGAGGCAGAAGAUCGCAGGCACCCUUCGAUCGCCACCCAGACACUGCACGCAGCCCGGAGCCAGAGAGGAGGAUCACGAACCGAAGCCAGAGUCGCAGUUCGAGUUUUGAAAGCUCCGCUGGAAAGGGGCUUAAAUCGCUUUUUUUUUUUUAAAGGAGAGACUUUUCCUCCCCCUUGAUCUCGCUGCCUGUGAAAGCAAGAGUCUAGCUCAACUAAGACGCCUCCUGCGAGAAAGCCAGAGAAGAGCUAGGGGGCGGGGGAAGGAGUCGGAAAAAAAGGUUAAAAAAAAAGUCUCCGAGAACCUUGCGCUUUGGCAACAAAGAGCGUGGGAGCCGGGGAGCCACCCCGGGAAAGGGCUGCUGUGUCUAUUUCCAGCUAAGCCACAGGGCUCGGGCGCCAGUCGAGCCCCUGCUUGCUGCUUGCCCUGCUGAAACCGACUUCCAGGAGCGGCUUUUCCAACACACUCCAGGCACCAGGACAGCCCCUGCAGCGGCUAUGUCUCUUGAUUUGUCGCCUCGUCCUCUUUAAAAGCGGCGUUCUCUUCCCCCCAAAGACACUUUCCCCCCUCCCUUUCGAACGCUUUAUUGGUAAUUUGCCCCCCUUUUAAUUUUAAACAAAACUAUGUGUCGCUGUUGAAUUUUUUAAUCAUUAUUUUUGCAAAGCAACAACAAAAGCGGAGCCAAGCCAGCAGCUGAGGACUGCUUCCCUGUCUGGAGUGGAUGAGCCUCUCCAUGAGAGAUCCGGUUAUCCCUGGGACAAGCAUGGCCUAUCAUCCGUUCCUACCUCACCGGGCGCCGGACUUCGCCAUGAGCGCGGUGCUGGGCCACCAGCCGCCUUUCUUCCCCGCGCUAACGCUGCCUCCCAACGGCGCCGCGGCGCUCUCGCUGCCCGGAGCCCUGGCCAAACCCAUCAUGGAUCAGUUAGUGGGGGCUGCUGAGACCGGCAUCCCUUUCUCAUCCCUGGGACCCCAGGCACAUCUGAGGCCUCUGAAGACCAUGGAACCCGAAGAAGACGUAGAAGACGACCCCAAGGUGCACCUGGAGGCCAAGGAACUUUGGGACCAGUUUCACAAGCGGGGUACAGAGAUGGUCAUUACGAAGUCAGGAAGGCGAAUGUUCCCUCCAUUUAAAGUGAGGUGCUCUGGGCUGGAUAAAAAGGCCAAGUAUAUUUUAUUGAUGGACAUUAUAGCUGCUGAUGACUGUCGAUAUAAGUUUCACAAUUCUCGGUGGAUGGUGGCCGGUAAGGCAGACCCCGAAAUGCCAAAAAGAAUGUACAUCCACCCGGACAGCCCCGCUACGGGGGAGCAAUGGAUGUCCAAAGUCGUCACUUUCCACAAACUGAAACUCACCAACAACAUUUCGGAUAAACACGGAUUUACUAUACUAAACUCCAUGCACAAGUACCAGCCGCGGUUCCACAUCGUCAGAGCCAACGACAUUCUGAAACUGCCUUACAGUACCUUCCGCACAUACCUGUUCCCGGAAACAGAAUUCAUCGCCGUGACUGCCUAUCAGAAUGACAAGAUAACCCAGUUAAAAAUAGACAACAAUCCUUUUGCGAAAGGUUUUCGAGAUACUGGCAAUGGCAGGAGAGAGAAAAGAAAGCAGCUCACUCUGCAGUCCAUGAGGGUGUUUGAUGAGAGGCACAAGAAGGAGACCGGAACUUCUGAUGAGUCCUCCAGUGAGCAGGCGGCCUUCAACUGCUUUGCCCAGGCCUCCUCUCCCGCUGUGUCCACCGUGGGGACCUCCAACCUCAAAGAUCUGUGUCCCAGCGAAGCCGAGAGUGACGCCGAGGCUGAAAGCAAGGAGGAGCAUGGCCCCGAGGCCUGCGACACGGCCAAGAUUUCCACCACCACAGCGGAGGAGCCGGGCCGCGACAAGGGCAGUCCAGCCACCAGGGCGCAGCUGUUCCCCGCGGAGCCCAGCCGGGCCCGAGACACUGCGCGUCUGGACAAGGCAUCGCCAGACUCGCGCCACAGCCCGGCCACCAUCUCGUCUAGCACCCGAGUUCCGGGAGCGGAUGAGCACAGGAGCCCCGGACGCGAGGGUCCGGUGUCGGCCAAGGUGGAUGAGGCUCGAGCGCUGCCGGCCAAGGACGCCUUUGCUCCGCUGUCGGUGCAGACAGACGCCACCGCGCAUCUGACGCAGGGGCCCCUCCCGGGCUUGGGUUUCGCCCCGGGCCUUGCUGGCCAGCAGUUCUUCAACGGGCACCCUCUCUUCCUGCACCCGGGCCAGUUUGCCAUGGGCGGCGCCUUCUCCAGCAUGGCUGCAGGCAUGGGGCCCCUGCUGGCCACAGUAUCCGGGGCAUCCACCGGCGUCUCAGGCCUCGAUUCCACAGCCAUGGCCUCGGCUGCUGCAGCUCAGGGACUGUCCGGGGCGUCAGCUGCCACCCUGCCCUUCCACCUCCAACAACACGUUCUGGCCUCCCAGGGUUUGGCCAUGUCGCCUUUUGGGAGCCUGUUUCCUUACCCCUACACAUACAUGGCUGCAGCUGCUGCGGCCUCCUCCGCGGCCGCCUCCAGCUCCGUGCACCGCCACCCGUUCCUCAAUUUGAACAGCAUGCGCCCCAGGCUGCGUUACAGCCCGUAUUCCAUCCCAGUCCCGGUGCCUGAUAGCAGCAGCUUGCUGGCCACUGCGUUACCGUCCAUGGCUUCCGCUGCGGGGCCCCUAGACGGCAAAUCGGCGGUCCUGGCAGCCAGCCCAGCCUCGGUGGCUGUGGACUCCGGGUCGGAACUGAAUAGCCGCUCAUCCACGCUGUCCUCCGGCUCAGUGUCCUUGUCACCCAAACUCUGCUCCGAGAAGGAGGCGGCUACCAGCGAACUGCAGAGCAUCCAGCGACUGGUCAGUGGCUUGGAAGCCAAGCCAGACAGGUCCUGCAGCGGGUCCCCUUAAAAAAAGAAAACAAAAAGCAAAACCCGCCCUCCUCCCUAAGGUCUCUCCAUUCCAGUUUGGUCAAAUCUGCCAGUGCACUUUGUUAGAUGUAAAAUAAACCACGGGCCUUCCACAUGGGGUGACCCCCGCCCCCAAUCUCUUUCAGUUUUGUCUGGGAAGGAGAAUUACAGCCCUUCCAGAGAGCGUGCUAGAGACCACAGGCCCUGUCGUCUUGGGCUGUGUAACCAGGCUGCUGUCGCUUUGAGCCGAGGGACUGAAGGGGGCAAACAGGCUUUUGUGUCUAGAGCGACUUCUGCGCAGGCUGUUGUGGAAGCUGGGGCUGAAGAACAAGGUAGCCAGCCCGGCCAGGAGCACGAGUCUUUGAGAGACUUCACCCGAAUCUUUCCCCUUUUCCCCUUCGUGUGUUCAGUGGAAACAGUCUCCCCCUAAACAAACCAACAAACAAAACCAAUAUGGGGGUGGGGGGGAGAAGUUCCGUGGAACUGUCUAUGAAGACUGAAACUCAAACGAAUUGCUGAGUACUUCGUUGGGGCAGGGAGAGGAGGGCCUUACCCUUGCCCGGUCUAUAUUAAAGGAAUCCUGUGUCUUUUUUUUUUUUUUUUUAAACAUUGUGAUGGUUUAAGAGCCGAUGCUGGCUUCUUUUUUUGCAUGUUACAGUUUUCUGGGUUUUAUUUUGGAUUUCUUUUUUUUUUCCUUUUACGGAAAAAGAACGGAAGUCCCAUCCUCAACAUUGCUCACGUUGGCAACCGGGAGGAAGUGGGGUGAAAGGGGGAGCCACGGGCGUGAAACCAACGGAGUUUAUUUUAUCUGAAGCGCUGUAGAGGGCUUUCGUGUGCCUGUUGGACCAUUAGUUCCUUUUAACUGUAUAUGCAAUAACAAGGUUUUAAAAGAAAUAAUAAAGAGGAAACAACGACUAUUGGACAAAGUAUUUAUGUAAUUAUUUGAUAUCUCUUGUAAAUACGUGGAAUAUGACUGCUCAGAAAGUUAAACUUUAAUUUAUUGAAUUGUACAUAGCUGGAUGUAAAUAGGAACGUGUCUGUCAGGUUUUAUUCUUGUUUUGCCUUUUGGGUUUUAUUUCCAGGUCAGGAGAUGGCAAAUCCACACUAACAAGCAUAGACUUCUAUAUCCACAUCUCCGUGCUUUCAAGUAAAUCUGGCUGCAAAGUUUUGGUUUUUUUUUUUUUUUUUUCUUACUGGAGGGGUGGGGUCGGAGUACUCUUUCCUAUUUUCACCAAAAUUGGGGAGGAAUUCCACUUGAAAUUCCCUAAACCCUUGACACCCCCAGAGGGGUUGAGAUUGUUGGGGGGGGGGCAGCCCACCCUAAAAACUUUCCUGAUUUUUUUCAUAGACUCUGACAUCUUCUAACUCAAGUAAGGUUUUCAUUGUUCAACUUGAUGGCGGUUUUUUUUUUUUUUUUGAUUGGUGUAUGGAAAGGGACUGGGUUCAAACAACCGUGAAAGGCAAAACAAAACAAAAAACUAAAAAAAAACAAAAACAAAAAAACAAAAAAAUAACAAAAAAAACAAAAAAAAAACCAAGAAGGCGUAUUUUGUGUUUAGUCCUCGAUGAGUUUUCUGUAAUUCUCCUCCUCUUUAAGAACAUCACUGAAAUUUCAAUAAAUUUUUAUUGAAAUGA
Rattus norvegicus (Norway rat) is the source of this 6009-nucleotide messenger RNA. RefSeq names its product T-box transcription factor 3 (gene Tbx3). Gene Ontology annotation, biological process: atrioventricular canal development; positive regulation of transcription by RNA polymerase II; male genitalia development. Gene Ontology annotation, cellular component: nucleus; nucleoplasm; cilium. Gene Ontology annotation, molecular function: RNA polymerase II-specific DNA-binding transcription factor binding; RNA polymerase II cis-regulatory region sequence-specific DNA binding; sequence-specific double-stranded DNA binding. The record is from RefSeq and is a predicted model, not a curated record. Lineage: Eukaryota; Metazoa; Chordata; Mammalia; Rodentia; Muridae.